AUGGACGAGGAAGAUUAUGGAGAUAUUGCAGAUGAAGACCUAAUCGAAGUCUUCAGCCAACAUUCCCAAAGCCUCCCGUCGGAGCCACGUUCGAAUAAACGACGGAGAAUCAGUUACGAUACGGACGAUGGAGACUCAACCACCCAUCGACGUCAAUCCCGAGAUUCCAUCGUGGAUAGUGGAUCAGGCGAUGAUGAUGAAGUCAAUACGAAAUCGCGGAAGAAGAAAUACAGGAUACACAUAGGUGCUGAAGAAGUGUCUGCACGCCAAAUUUUGGGUGCCACCCAAGCUGAAGCGCUGCCCGAUUCGAGCCCAUACAGAAUUAGAGGACCGAUUUACAAGAAACCGAGAACAGAGGCGCCGAAGCCUCCAGUGUUCUUUAGAACUCCUCAGAGAUUCAUUUCACGGUCCAACUCCUUUCAGGAUCAAAUUAAUGAUACCUCGCGAGACGAGGAACUUGCGAGAGAGUUGGCAGAUUUGCCGUCCGAUGCAUUCUCGUCUCCAGAGAACGAUCAAAGAUCUAAAGAGCCGGUUACUAUCGGAUCAUCUCCUCCUAGAGAUAGUCAGCCUAGUUCGACUGCCCGACAGCGCAUUAUAUCGCGUCAAAAUAGCUUCCGGCAAACCACUCUCUUUGGUGGACAAGCUCCAGUCUCUGCAUCACAGCCCAAAAAAGUACAAAAUUAUAUCGUUGAUUUACCUCCCGAAGCGCCUACCCAUCAUACUCUCGACAGAGAAGCUCUCAAAACUUGGGAUUAUCCGGCAAAUCUUGGAGCGACCCGCGACUACCAGUUUAGUAUCGUCAAGAAUGGCCUUUUUAAUAAUCUUCUCGUGGCACUUCCUACCGGUCUUGGGAAGACAUUCAUUGCUGCUACAAUCAUGCUCAACUACUUCCGCUGGACCAAGGAUGCUCAAAUUGUUUUUGUCGCUCCGACUAAACCGCUGGUCGCUCAACAAGCGGAGGCAUGCUUCAAUAUCGUGGGAAUCCCAAAGUCCAAAACCACAAUGCUAACGGGCGGACAACCUCCCGUUUUGAGAGCCGAACAGUGGGCGAAAAAGCGAGUUUUUUUUAUGACCCCACAAACCCUCGAAAAUGAUCUCACGAGUGGCAUUGCGGAUCCCAAAAAGAUUGUGCUACUUGUUGUUGAUGAAGCACAUCGGGCUACUGGCAAUUACGCCUAUGUAAAGGUGGUAAAGUUCAUGCGUAGAUUUAACAAAAGCUUUCGCAUACUCGCCUUGACAGCUACUCCAGGAGCAAGUGUAGAGGCAGUCCAGGAGGUAGUGAACAAUUUGGAGAUAUCUAAGGUGGAAAUCCGAACUGAGGAAUCUAUCGACAUUCAACAAUACGUACACAGGCGAAAUAUCGAACAGAUCGUCCUCGAUCCCUCGGAUGAGAUGAUUAUGGUGAAAGACCUAUUUUCCAAGGCUCUCCAACCAUUGGUGAAUCAGCUCUGCGCCCAAAAUGCCUAUUACAAUAAGGAUCCAAUGUCACUCACGCCCUAUGGAUUGAUGCAAGCCAAAAUCACCUGGCUUAAGUCCGAUGUUGGGCGGAGGGCUAGUGCUGGUUUGAAAGGAAUGAUGAACGGGCUGUUUGCUAUUCUCGCGAGUGUGGCCCAUGGGAUAAAACUACUCAACUUUCAUGGUAUUGGUCCUUUUUUCUCCACUAUCAAGGAGUUCCGAACAGGCGUUGAAGAUGGAACCAAGGGUGGCAAGUAUCGAACCCAAAUCGUCCAGAGUCCGGACUUCAAGAAUAUGAUGAAUCGGAUCCAAUCGUGGAUCAAUACAGAGGACUUCAUCGGUCACCCCAAGCUCACCUUCCUCUGCGACACUAUUUUGAAUCACUUUCUAGAUGCUGGUGAUGGGCAAUUAGGAGAAGACACCCCACCAUCAAGCACCCGAGUUAUUGUCUUUGCAGAGUAUCGAGAUAGUGCCGAGGAUAUUUGUCGUGUACUGAAUAAGCAUGGCCCUAUGCUUCGAGCAUCGGUGUUUGUAGGCCAGGCCGAUUCGAAACGUUCCGAGGGGAUGAACCAAGCAAAGCAGCUCGAAACGAUUGAGAACUUCAAAAGUGGAAAAUUGAACGUCAUUGUGGCUACUUCAAUUGGCGAAGAAGGUCUAGACAUAGGGCAGGUUGACCUUAUCGUCUGUUAUGACGCAUCAUCCUCUCCCAUUCGAAUGCUCCAGCGGAUGGGUAGAACAGGAAGAAAACGAGCGGGAAACAUUGUCCUUCUCCUAAUGCGCGGCAAGGAAGAGGAUUCGUUCACUAAAGCCAAAGACAACUACGAGAAAAUGCAACAAAUGAUUAGCUCGGGGACACGCUUUAAUUUUCGACAUGAUCUCUCCGUCAGGAUCAUUCCGAGAGACAUCAACCCUAUAGUUGAUAAACGCAUAAUCGAAAUUCCUCUUGAAAACACUCAGGAUCCAUCAUUGCCAGAACCGAAGCGGCGUUCUACAAAAGGAAAGAAAAUGCCGCCCAAGAAGUUCCAUAUGCCAGACGGAGUCGAGACCGGGUUUCGCAAAGCUUCCAAAAUAUCAGGAGAGGGAUUGGCGUUGACUGAAUUUGGGAUAACUGUGAGGAAAAGUAAGGAGAGUGAGAUCGAAUGUGCUCCGAUUCCGCCUCUAGAAUCUGUGCUACUCAGCCCAGAAGAUAUGAGAGAACUCCACCGGCGGUAUCUACGCGUGGCUUAUUCGACAGAUUCUGACAUAUUAGAAGUCACUAUUCCGGAUAUGACUAUGCAACCAGUGGCCCAGAGAUCUUUAAGCGUUACGGCCAAAGUGGCUCAUGGCCAAUACACGAAGCGAUGUGUAAGCCUAUUCAGGACAUUAGCAAACUCCCAAAAUGUCGAAGACCGCUUCAUAAAGCCUUAUGGAGACGAGGAGCCCUCCCAAAACCUCCUGGAUCUACCGACUCUAAAUAGGGAAACAAUGGAUCUCGUGGAAGUUGAUCUACUGGCCAAGAAACAGCCAAUGCCAAGAGCGAAGCAGCUUCAAUACAGUCGCAUGAUCAUGUCUGAUCUCGAGACCGAUGAGGAAGCAACUCCUACAAGGCACCACACAAGUUCCAGAGAUCUAGUAUCUGGUGAUGAUAGUGAGGGAGAAGGGGACAGCCUUAUUGAUAGCGAAGAACGCUCGGACGAUAGUGACGCAUUGGUUCCGCAAAGCAUGCAAGACUUCAUCGUCGAGGAGGAGGAAAUCUCAAGCAGCAGCAGAAGAACAAGUGGCUUGACGCGAUCUUCUAGUCCGCCGCCUCUUGAAAGCCCAAAGCAGACCCCAACUUUCUUGCCUUCGGAGUUUCCAGAUACAGAGUGCACGGAUGAUGAUGAUCUGCCCGAUAUACCAGAUCCCGUAGGCUUCCCAUCACGGCAUUCCGCAGUAACUUCGGUACCUGACUUGAGUUCUGAGGGACAUGUUUGGGCAAGAUCCAAUCCCAGGACGAAGGGGAGAAGGGUCGUCGUAUUGGACGAUAGUGAUGAGUAA
Molecule: messenger RNA, 3471 nt
Organism: Venustampulla echinocandica
Lineage: Eukaryota; Fungi; Ascomycota; Leotiomycetes; Helotiales; Pleuroascaceae
Product: p-loop containing nucleoside triphosphate hydrolase protein
Exons: 1
Coding region: 1-3471 (1156 amino acids)
Biological process (GO): replication fork reversal; interstrand cross-link repair; double-strand break repair via synthesis-dependent strand annealing
Molecular function (GO): four-way junction DNA binding; four-way junction helicase activity; 3'-5' DNA helicase activity
Source: RefSeq, a predicted model, not a curated record